AUGAGGCCACUAGGCAACAGCCAAUCAGAUACAAGUCAAGCAGACAUGCAGCAAAUAGGCACGAGACAAUCAGGAACAAGCCAAACAGGCAUGAACCAACCAAGCACAAGUCAACCAUGCACAUGGCAACCAGGCCUGAGACAACUAGGCUCAAGACAAUCAGGCAUGUGGCAACCAGAUAGGAACCAACUAGUCUCGAGUCAAGAUGGCACGAGGCAACCAGGCACAAGCCAAUCAAGUAUGAGCCAAGCAGGCAUAAGCCAACUAUGCAGGUGUCAGCCAGGCAUGUGGCAACCAGGCCCAAAUCGUCCAGGCCUGAGCCAACCAGGCCUAAGUCAACUAAGCAGGAGCCAACCAGACCUGAGCCAAUCAGGGUCGAGUCAACCAGGCAGUAGCCAAUCAAAUGUCAUCCAACCAUACAGAAGUCUAUCAGGCACGAGGCAACCAAGUAUGAAUUCUUUCCGAAUAAGACCUGCAGAAGCUGGAGAUUGCUCCGAAAUUUUGCACCUGAUUAAAGAAUUGGCUGCCUGUGAAAACAGGCUAGAUGCAGUGAAGUUAACAGCAAUUGAUUUACUCAGGGAUGGCUUUGGGGACAAUCCCCUUUUCUACUGCCUGAUUGCAGAAGGAAACAAUCAACAAAAACCACCAGGCAAAGUGACUGUCGGAUUUGCCAUGUACCACUUUACGUAUGACCCCUGGGUUGGCAAGUUACUUUACCUAGAGGACUUUUAUGUCAUACAAGCUUACCAAGGUCUAGGUAUUGGAGCUGCAAUGCUGAAGAUACUAAGUCAGAUAGCCCUCAGAAACCAAUGUAACUGCAUGCACUUUCUAGUCGUCAUUUGGAAUCAGGCUUCUGUUGAAUAUUAUACUUGUCGAGGGGCUUCAGAUCUUUCCUCUGAGGAGGGCUGGCAUCUAUUCAGAUUUAACAGAGAAGAACUCAUAGACAUGGCAAGGGAAGAAUGAAAGAGGCCUUGUAAAAACUUAUCCCAACAUAUCUUCCAACAUUUGAAUGUCACCUGAGUCUAACAGCAGUU
Molecule: messenger RNA, 1034 nt
Organism: Carlito syrichta (Philippine tarsier)
Lineage: Eukaryota; Metazoa; Chordata; Mammalia; Primates; Tarsiidae
Gene: SATL1
Product: spermidine/spermine N1-acetyl transferase like 1
Exons: 6
Coding region: 1-963 (320 amino acids)
Cellular component (GO): cytosol
Molecular function (GO): N-acetyltransferase activity
Source: RefSeq, a predicted model, not a curated record